Exophiala aquamarina CBS 119918 is the source of this 687-nucleotide messenger RNA. Its product is annotated as thymidylate kinase. Gene Ontology annotation, cellular component: cytosol; nucleus; cytoplasm. Lineage: Eukaryota; Fungi; Ascomycota; Eurotiomycetes; Chaetothyriales; Herpotrichiellaceae. Gene Ontology annotation, biological process: dUDP biosynthetic process; dTTP biosynthetic process; dTDP biosynthetic process. The transcript is spliced from 2 exons. The record is from RefSeq and is a predicted model, not a curated record. The coding region runs from base 1 to 687 and encodes 228 amino acids. Gene Ontology annotation, molecular function: ATP binding; dTMP kinase activity.
AUGGUUCCCACACAGGGGCCGCGGCUACGAGGUAAGUUGAUAGUGAUUGAAGGACUUGAUCGCUCUGGCAAAACAAGCCAAUGUCAACGACUCCACGAUCACCUUGUCCGUCAAAAGGGACAAGCCCGAUAUGUCAAGUUUCCCGAUCGCACGACUCCCACCGGCCAAAUGAUCAAUAGCUACCUGACCGGGACGGCGGAACAAGACGACCACUCAAUACAUCUGCUGUUCUCGGCCAACCGGUGGGAAGCCAUCAAGGGUAUUCAGCGAGACAUCACCAACGGCGUCGAUGUCAUUAUUGACCGAUACUCCUUCUCGGGCGCGGUCUACUCUGCCGCCAAGGACAACCCCGACUUAACUCUAGACUGGGCGUGGUAUCCUGAGAUUGGACUGUUGAAGCCCGAUUUGUUGCUCUUCUUGGAUAUCUCACCUGAAGAUGCGGCAAAGCGGGGGAAUUACGGCGAAGAGAGGUACGAGACGGAGAAAAUGCAGGCUCGUGUCAGAGCCUUGUUCAAGGAGUUGUUUUCUCGACUCGGUGAGGCUGCUGUUUCUGUGGUUGACGCAGGACAGCCCAUCGAUGCCGUCAGCCGGGACAUUACUACGGCUGUUGCCCAGAUAUCCGCCGACGGUCCUUUGAUCGGAAGGUUGCAGGUACUUGGGCCCCUACUAAAUGCACCCACGAUUUGA